AAGCAAACAUAUGCCAAAAUCUUGCGUCUAUCCUUUUAUCUUUACCUCUUUCUCUUUUUACUCAUCUUUCCUUGUUCUCUAGAUUUUCUUUCCCAGAUGAAGACAAUAAUGGCCAAGACUCCUCAUGACUCUUCUUUCUCUUUCUCCAGGAGGUAUUUCAACUGGAGAAAGAAAAUUGUUGAGGAUGAAGAAGAUGAUGAUGAGGAAAUCUUAACUUUCAACUCCUCCUCACAAUAUGAGGAGGAGUUGAAAGAUGACCAGGAGCUUAAAAUCACAGUGCCUGCUGCAGGUACAACUCAAGCAGCACCGAGGAAAAAAACACUUCCGAUUUUGGCAGUUUCUAGGCUCCGAUCAGCACUUACUGUUUUCAGUAAGAGCCGGUCGGCCCAUCACUCAGGUUUAGGUACCAGAGUGAUAGGUACUCUUUUCGGGUAUCGCCGUGGACAUGUUCAUUUUGCAUUUCAAGAAGAUGCAAAACAGAAUCCCGCUUUCUUGAUUGAGCUUGCAACACCAACGAGUGUACUAGUCCGAGAAAUGGCUUCUGGGUUGGUUAGGGUUGCAUUAGAGUGUGAAAAGAAGCCAGGGAAGAAAGCGGGGAAGUUGCUAGAGGAGCCUUUGUGGAGGGCUUACUGUAAUGGUAAGAAAUGUGGGUACGCAACGCGACGUGAAUGUAGGCCUGAAGAUUGGAAGGUUUUGAAAGCUGUGGAGCCAGUUUCAAUGGGAGCUGGUGUUUUACCAGGGGAUGAAGCAGGAGGGUCCGAAAUAGGGGAGCUCAUGUACAUGAGAGCCAGGUUUGAGAGAGUUGUGGGGUCAAAAGACUCGGAGGCAUUUUACAUGAUGAAUCCUGAUGGGUCUGGAGGUCCUGAACUUAGUGUUUAUUUGCUUAGAGUUUAA
Molecule: messenger RNA, 894 nt
Organism: Dovyalis caffra
Lineage: Eukaryota; Viridiplantae; Streptophyta; Magnoliopsida; Malpighiales; Salicaceae
Source: the annotation of a GenBank genome assembly